Molecule: messenger RNA, 1140 nt
Organism: Debaryomyces fabryi
Lineage: Eukaryota; Fungi; Ascomycota; Pichiomycetes; Serinales; Debaryomycetaceae
Exons: 1
Coding region: 1-1140 (379 amino acids)
Molecular function (GO): protein binding
Source: RefSeq, a predicted model, not a curated record
AUGAUUAGAAAUUUGGGUUGUAGGUCUAAGGGGCUAACAACAGCUCUGAAAAUACGCUGGAAUUCGAGCUCAACGCAAAAUAGACCUGAAUUAUUAAGUCUCUUACCUGGAAAAAGAACUAUAAACAAGAUUCUUUUCGACAAUGAUAGUAGACUAUCAUAUAAGAAAGUUAUACCUAUAUUGGAUUCUGUGUAUUCAAAUAUUGAAACACCGGAAAAUAUUAUUUUACCAAAAUACGUCAAGAGUAAUGAUUUAAUGCUAUGUAAACAAAUACUUGCUUCCAUAAGAUCAACCACCAAUUCAAUAAAUAAGAAUUUGGUACUGCUUGAGAACGAAUUAGUUGAACAAGCUGCAGAACUUGGUAAUAACGAUGCUAUAACUAUAUUAGCAUUUGAAUCCAUUGAAAAUAAGGAAACUUCGAAAGAAGAUUAUAAGUAUGCCAAUACUUUGAUUGAUAAUUUAACCAAAUUGAAGCAUCCAUUAGUUUUCAAGAUGGCUGGGGACCUAGCCUUCAAGAAAGGCUACCAUAAUCAGGCAGAGGUUUACUGGUUGCAGUUUAUUGAGCUAGAGCUGAAUACAAUAUUAGCAAGUCAAGUUUAUGCAAACCUAGGUAUUUAUUACUUCAAUUAUUUGAAACCUAGACCCGAUUUAACAAAAGCUGAAUUAUACUUGAAAAAGAGUAUUAAAUUUGGUGAAUUGGACAAGUACACUAUUCAAGCACAUUAUUACUUAGGUCAGUUAUAUUCUAUGACGGAUCCAAUUUUAUCAAAAUAUCAUUUGGAGAUAUCAGCCAGUAAAGGAUUGAAAGAGAGUUUCCCAUCACUAGGCUUUUUGGAAAUGAAUAUUUUUAAAAACUACUCUAAAAGUCUUGAAUGGUUUAAGCUUGGAGUAGAGAGUAGUAAUGAUUUAUCUUGUAUGAUAGGUCAGUUUGAUUGUUUCAUUAAUUUGGAGAAUCUCGUUCAAGCGGACGGAAUAUAUAGAAACUUAGUUGCGGUCCAUAACAAGAUAAAUGCAGCUAGAAAUAGAAAGAAUAUUCCUAAGGAUAUGCAAAAAGCCAUGGAAACAAAUGAAUCACUUUUAAAUUUAUUCUUUACUACUAGAAGUGGAUCUAUAAAGUCAUUACCUAGUUACCAUUUAUAA